CAUCCUGGGCACGCUGGCCGCCUGCUACCUCACCCUGGUCAUUGUCCUGAAAUACCACCUGCAGGCAGAGAGCCUGGGCUCCCCCGAGCCCCCCCAGCCCUCCAGGGCCUCCUCCUGGGCCUCCAUCUUCAGUGUCAUCCCCACCAUCUGCUUCGGCUUCCAGUGCCACGAGGCCUGCGUGGCCAUCUACAGCAGCAUGCGCAACCAGAGCUUCUCCCACUGGGUCGCUGUGUCCGUGCUCUCCAUGCUUGUCUGCCUGCUCAUCUACUCCCUCACCGGGCUCUACGGUUACCUGACCUUCGGCGAUGCCGUGGCGUCCGAUGUCCUGAUGUCCUACCCAGGGAAUGACCCAGUCGUCAUUGUCGCCCGCCUGCUCUUUGGCGUCUCCGUUGUCACCAUCUACCCCAUCGUGGUGCUGCUGGGCAGGUCGGUGGUGCGGGAUGUGUUCACGAAUCCCAAGCGCGGGGUCACGGAGGUGCCCGAGGCCCACGAGCGGCGGAGCCGGGUGGCGCUGACGGUUGCCUGGAUGGCCACCACGCUUGCCAUCGCCCUGUUCGUCCCUGACAUCGGCAAGGUCAUCGAGCUCAUUGGGGGCAUCAGCGCCUUCUUCAUCUUCAUCUUCCCAGGGCUGUGCCUGGUGUGCCUGACUGGGACCCACACCCUCGGGCCACGCAAAAAGGCUGCGCUCAUCGCUUGGGGGGUCCUCUCCGUGCUCGGCGGAGCCUUCGUCUGCGGGCAGAGCGCUGCCCUGGCCGUGCUGGGGCUGCUGCGCUGA
Eurypyga helias (sunbittern) is the source of this 775-nucleotide messenger RNA. It is a transcript of the gene SLC38A8, whose product is annotated as solute carrier family 38, member 8. The annotation marks the transcript as partial. The transcript is spliced from 7 exons. NCBI's taxonomy places the organism in Eukaryota, Metazoa, Chordata, Aves, Eurypygiformes, Eurypygidae. Gene Ontology annotation, biological process: amino acid transmembrane transport. The record is from RefSeq and is a predicted model, not a curated record. Gene Ontology annotation, molecular function: amino acid transmembrane transporter activity.